AUGGGCUCACAGGUUGAACAAAUUGCCGCCCAUGAGGAUUCAAAUUCCUAUAUCCCAGAAAAUGGCUCUUCCAAAGGCAUAGCUGGCGAUAAAGUUGAUGCUGCUCCGUUAACUCGCCCAAAACGCAGCCAAUAUCGUCAUGUAGCUGCUUAUCACUCGCGGCUGCGUCACUCAAGCUUCAGCCGUGAGACUGAUGUUGUCCCCAGCUUUCUUGGAUUCCGCAACUUGAUGGUUUUGGUACUCAUUGCAAUGAAUCUCCGCCUAAUUAUCGAGAACUACAUGAAAUAUGGUGUGCUUAUAUGUAUUAGAUGUCAUGACUAUCGCAAGCAGGAUGUCAUUCUGGGAUCAAUCCUCUUUGCUCUAGUACCAUGUCAUCUCAUUGUUGCAUACAUUCUCGAGCUCUCUGCUGCGAGCGCCGCAAAGCGGGCAGUUGGAUUUCAGAAGAAGACAGCAGAAGAGAAGGAACGCGACCAACAGGCCUUUCGAUCUACCUGGCCUUAUACGGCCUUUCUCCAUACCUUAAACGCAACGCUGUGCUUGGCCCUGACCAGUUUCGCGGUUUAUUUCUAUGUUCAUCACCCUGGCAUUGGAACUAUUUGCGAGCUUCAUGCCAUCAUCGUAUGGCUAAAGAUUUGCUCGUAUGCCUUCACUAACCGCGACCUCCGUCUUGCCUUUGUCCAUCCCGAGGCGGAUCCGAAUUUACCGGAUAUCUACUCUACGUGCCCAUACCCUCGAAAUAUUACUCUUAAUAACUUGAUAUAUUUCUGGCUUGCUCCUACACUUGUCUACCAACCCGUCUACCCUCGCACGGCAUCCAUUCGUUGGUCCUUUGUGGCGAAACGCCUUGCUGAAUUUGUAUCUCUAACGAUGGUCAUCUGGCUGCUCUCUGCCCAAUACGCAACACCAGUCCUGUUGAACUCUAUUGAAAAGAUCGCCGUCAUGGACAUUGCCUCUAUUCUGGAACGUGUGAUGAAGCUGUCCACCAUAUCUCUCAUCAUUUGGCUUGCGGGAUUCUUUGCCCUGUUCCAGGCUCUGCUCAAUGCUCUCGCUGAAGUGAUGCGGUUUGGUGAUCGGGAGUUCUAUACUGAUUGGUGGAACAGCUCUAGUCUAGGUGCGUAUUGGCGGUCUUGGAAUCGGCCUGUUUAUCUUUUUAUGAAGAGGCACGUUUACAGUCCGUUGGUCGGCCGAGGAUGGAGUCCACUGGCGGCUAGUUGGAUGGUCUUUACGCUCUCUGCUAUUCUUCACGAGAUGCUAGUGGGAAUUCCCACGCAUAAUUUUAUUGGUGUCGCAUUUUUCGGCAUGAUGUUUCAAAUGCCCUUGAUUGCCUUGACCACACCUUUGGAGAGAAUGAGCGAUCCACUGGGCAAAAUUGUUGGCAAUUGUAUCUUCUGGGUCAGCUUCUGCUUGGUCGGACAGCCCCUCGGAGCUCUACUGUACUUUUUCGCAUGGCAGGCCAAGUAUGGUAGUGUGAGCCGUAUGCGGGCCUGA
Molecule: messenger RNA, 1488 nt
Organism: Penicillium taxi
Lineage: Eukaryota; Fungi; Ascomycota; Eurotiomycetes; Eurotiales; Aspergillaceae
Product: putative diacylglycerol O-acyltransferase (DgaT)
Exons: 4
Coding region: 1-1488 (495 amino acids)
Biological process (GO): triglyceride biosynthetic process
Cellular component (GO): endoplasmic reticulum membrane
Molecular function (GO): diacylglycerol O-acyltransferase activity
Source: RefSeq, a predicted model, not a curated record